Plenodomus lingam JN3 is the source of this 1251-nucleotide messenger RNA. RefSeq lists its product as uncharacterized. NCBI's taxonomy places the organism in Eukaryota, Fungi, Ascomycota, Dothideomycetes, Pleosporales, Leptosphaeriaceae. The record is from RefSeq and is a predicted model, not a curated record.
AUGCAUCAGCUCUUCACAUUUGGCACUUCCCCAGCCACCCCAGCAAGCGCAGAGCCUGGUGCAAACACACAAGCCCCAACACCCAGCCUCACAGCCCAGGCCCUCAAAAUCGUCUGGACAUCGUGGUGCGACGCCGUCAUCCUGACACAAGACGGCUCGGAGGAAUGGGAGCUUGUAUAUCGAGGCAGUGGCCUCACUUCCAAGCAACAGGACCACCUAAAGCAGUCUGCGCAUCUCCGGCGUGCGUUUAAUACGCGAGACAUGGUGGUAAAGUUCUUUGGCAGCGCAAUGCAUGAUGGACUGAGGGGAUAUGUGAUUGCGAGUUCCGGGGAUGGGGCCAGGGAAAAUCGUAUCCUGCUGUUUGCCACGGACGUGGAGAUUGAGGCGGGGGAGCAGGAGGUCCGGGGUUACGACAUAGGCGGCGUCAACACGAUUCUGGACGUCAAGAUGCAGAGUGGAGGACAGGUGCUGGUGGGUGUGAGAGAGCGGGGCAGUUGUCAAGAGUGCGUGGUUUGUUUGCGGGAUGUCGGGGAGUUGAGGAAGCAUCUCGAAUAUGACGGUGUGGAGCUGGGCGGACGGGAGUUGGUUAGCCUCGCGUCGGCUGUGCCUGUGCAGUGGGAGAUGAAUGCGACGACGAGUACGGCGCUGAUGCCAGAUGCAAGGGUGUAUACAUAUACCUCUGACCCCAGGUAUCCACGAUGUCUAGGUCGACCGGACGACGGGAUUCAUGUGUUUGAGUCAGUGCCGUUUCUCUCAGAGACUGAAAUUGUGAAAAUCGCGUCCGGUGGUUAUUUGAGUGCGACAUUGGGUUCAGAUGGCGAGUUGUACUUGUGGGGUCAGGUGUGCCCGGGAUCGACAGGAAAGUUGGCGGUUUUGGAGGAGGCUGCUUGCUUAAAUCAGAGUAGGAGCGCAAGGGCGACGGGGAUUUUUGUGCAAGGAGAUCAGGAUGAGCUUGUCAAGUGCUUACAGGUUCAAAUUGAUGGCCAUGAGGCGAGGGUAUAUGAUGUUGCUAUUGGGCAUGGACAUAUUGUGGUCGCUGCUGAAGCAGUGGAUCUUGGACGAAGUAAACGGAAAUGCGCCGUCUUUGCUGCAGGGGAGAAUAGUCAAAGGCAGCUGGGCCCUGGGUUGCCCAAUGAAUUUUCGGGGGAGUUCGAAGAGAUUGUCGGAUUGAGAGACAAGCGAGUGACACAGCUUGCUGCUGCGGGGUGGUCGACUCUCAUGGCAACAUAUGGCAGUGAAAACUCCACGUGA